AUGGACUCUAUCUCUGUAAAGUAUGGCUUGCUGAAUUUUUUUGGCAACACUCAGUGUUCAUACUUUGCCAACGUCCGGUUUGAUAUUCGUCAAGAAGAUCCAAUUUAUUACCAUCAAAACUUUACGGAAGCUACGGAUUCUGUUAAUGCACAUUUCCCUAAUCCUAAAUUGAGCUACCCGGAUAGAAGUACUGGGAGCGAUGCAUUAAGAGUUAUCGAGAGGUUCUACGAAAAUGAUCAAGUUCCACUUUGCGGGUCGGUAGUGAUUAUGUUUUUGAGCCGUUUUCCAAAUGAAACCGAUAUUGCUCGAACAGUAGCCAAAGUUCGUCAGUAUAACGGAGUCGUUAGCGUACUUUUGCCGUUGGAUUCAACAGGCGGAUUACAGCCAAAGACAAUGUACAACGUUGCUUCAAAGACAAAUGGGAUCGCUGCUUUUGAGUGGAGAAACAACUAUUCCGAAGCAGUUCUUCGAUUUCCUACGUUUUAUAGGUUUCCAGUUUAUGCUCAGAAUAUGCAUGUGUCGGGAGAAGGCUUUGAACAAAUGCCACCGUUUUUAAAUCCAUUUGGCAUGCCACCGUUUUAAAAUCCAUUUGGCGAUUAUUUAUUUUUCAAUGCCAUGAUUACAGUCCAAGAUCACGGGAAGUUUUCUUCAAAAGUUAAAUUCGUCGAGCGUGAGAUUUUUUGGCAUAUCGGCACAUGCUGAGUCCGAAAAACUCGGCAAAUUGUGACGGUGCCGCACAUCUCUGGUACCAUGCUGAUUUUUUUAAAGUUUAAUUCCUUAUCGCAUAUCUUAUUUUCGUUGUUAAAAGUAUAUUUAAAUCCGAUAGGUGAGCGACACGGUAAAAUGAUAAAAAUUGAAGAUUUUAGCUAAAGUUAAUUCAGUUUCAUUAGAGCUCAUUUUGAGUCUACACCUACGAAAAACCCUUUAUCUAUGUUCUCUUCCAGCUCCCGAUGGUGCAUUCGAGUCAACUUCUGUUGUAUGGUACAACCCACAAUCUUCUCUUUCAAGCAAUUUCACAACCAACACUGAUAAUCUUGAAAUCCUCUACAACGGAACUUUCGACUCUGUUUUAUUCGCUUUUGAUGACAAGGUUUUCAACAUGACUUUUGAUUACUCGUAUGCGGAUAAUGAAACACAAAGCAUUCAGUUUCGAUUUUACAGUUUAUACCCUCCUCCCAAUUGGUUGCCGUAUUCCGACUGA
Molecule: messenger RNA, 1201 nt
Organism: Caenorhabditis elegans
Lineage: Eukaryota; Metazoa; Nematoda; Chromadorea; Rhabditida; Rhabditidae
Source: the annotation of a RefSeq genome assembly